This is a messenger RNA of Prorocentrum cordatum, 3930 nucleotides long. NCBI's taxonomy places the organism in Eukaryota, Dinophyceae, Prorocentrales, Prorocentraceae. The record is from the annotation of a GenBank genome assembly.
AUGGCCAAUGCCGCGGAGCUCAUGCGGAUAUGUGCCCCACUGUACCCGUCCAUCGCCCUGGAGAGCAUGGCGAACAUCGGGCUGUUUCUGUUCUUCUCGUAUUUGUCCAUCCUCAUCUCCACGAAGCAGCAGGUGAAGACGCCAGGGAGGGCGAUUUGUCGGAUGGUAUGGAGCGGCCUUUCGGAGUGGGCGGAGGACACUUGGAGGGUCUUGCGCAGGUGGCCUCACAUGCACAGAAUGGAGCUCGGCCAACGUUUCCGCUACUGCCGGAGGCUCAACGCGACCAUCUGUCGAGUAUCAGCUGGCAUCGCGCUCAUUACGAUCACCCGAUGGUUCCACAUCAACAACGUGAACGGCUUCCGCUACCUCGGGUACGCCCUCACUUGCCCCCUGAUGCAGGCCGAGCUCGUGCUGCUCAUCGCGCCGCACAUCUGGUGCUACAGGCUCUUAACGGUCUUCUCGGCCGUCAUCACUUUCGGCAUGCUCGUCACAGGCUACGCUGCGUCCCAGUUCGAGGGGCAGAUGUGGAAGAACAGUUUCGCGGACUUCUAUGACGAAGUCCUGGAAGGUAACCUGGACAGUCUGACCACGAAGGGAUGGUGGUUGAUGCCGAGCAUGCUGGCACUGUGCUUCCUCUCCUUUGUGCAGAUCCCAAUGCUUGGCCUCGUGUACUACUGGAACGGCGGCUCGAAGAAUGAAGACCUGCCGAAAGGCUUCCCUAAGCUCCUGUUGAUCACGUCUCUCUCGUGGCUGGGCUUCCCCAUCUGGUGGUUCCUGUCGUUCGAGGGGGCCAGCAUCAUCACGGAGACCAGGUGGAACGCCGUUGGUUUUGUGUGCCUGAACAUGACCAGCAAGGGCGGCUUCACCCUGCAGAUGCUGAGCAUGGUGAAGGCGUGGAAGCGCCAGCAGGCCCAGAAGCCAAAGCCCCAGGCCCCCCCGCAGGCCAAGGGGCUGCAGGAGCGCAGGCUCAGCAGCGCGACGCUGCCCGACUUGGACCCCCCUGCGCAGAAGGCCGCCCCGGAGGCCCCCGCGGUGCGGUCCGCCAAGAGGAUCCAGACGGGCCAGUCGCUGCAGUGGUUCGUCGACGCCAUGAAGGAGUGGGAGCCGCAGGAGCCGACCCCUGCCGCGCAGAAGGCGAGCACGGGGCCAGAGGCCGAGGUCGAGCGAGUGGUGAUCACGGACCCGGGCCAGCUCAACGACGAGCAGCUCAUGCAGGAGUUGGGGAAGCGCCUGGCCGCGCACGGGCCGAAGCACGCGCUGAACCACUCCAUCCGCCAGGCGUGCACCAAGAUCCUCGAGGGCGAGGAGAGCGAGGUGGAUCGCCUUCAGCACAUGGAGCUGCGGCUGCAGCCCGCGAGGCCCUCCCGGCUGCGGCGCGCCUCGGAGGAGUGGGAGGGCGCCGCGGCCGCGGCGGCGCAGGGCUCCACGGGAGCGUGCGAGGCCCCGCCGCCGGCGGGCUCCCCCGAGGGGCCCGGCGGCUCGCCGGCCGUGCCGCCCGAGGCGGAGGCCGCCGGGGCGGGCUCGCCUCCGAACUGGGACGGCGCCCACGCCGACCAGGAGUUCCGCGCCGAGCCGCACUUCCGGAAGUUCUCGCAGUUGGUCGCCGAGCGUGAGCAUUUGUGGGAGGAGGAGCGGCGGUGGUUGCAGGAGCUCGCGAGGGCCGCGGAGGCGGAGGCCGCGCGGUUGACGCGGCAGCGGCGGGAGACGGAGGAGGGCGAGGUCGCCAAGCUGGAGGAGGAGGAGCAGCAGCUGCGGCGCGACAUCGCAGAGCUGAGCGACCUCGAGGGGCACGCGGUGCGGCACCAGGAGGCCGUCGCCGCAGCCUCCGAGGCGCACCGGGCGAGCCAGGCGGCGGCCAUCGAGGCAGCGGAGGCGACGGGGGCCCAGAACCUGGUCGGGACGCGCCUGGAGCGGGCAAAGGAGCAGGCGCAGCAAGCGGACGAGGCGCCGCUCCGCCCCCGUGGCCUCGGCCAAAUUGAGAACUCCAACGGCACGAGCCUCAGGACCCUGUGUCAGACCAGCGACCUCAGUAUUGCUACCACUUACCACAUCGCUGAACCCACAUUCUACGGGCAUUCAGCGGUUGCCUUCAGGCAAGCCCACGAGCACGAUCAGCGCUUCGCCAUGGCAGCAAUUGACCACUCCACCCUGACGCUCGAAGCUGCCGACGGCACCGUCGAAGCUGAGAGCGCCACAGGCGCUCAAAUGGGCUUCACCCUCUGCCCGAGGCAUUUCAACGAUGCAUACAACCUGUACGUCGCAAAAUGGUGGGAACAAGGCCGCACGGACCCAGACCAAAUUAUCCACGACACGACUAACCCAGUCGCAGGCAGCACUCACGACUUAUCCCUCAACACGCUCAUGGACGACACCACCUAUGUGCAGACGAUCCGACCCGCAUCGACGGCUGGGCUGUACACGGCCACGGUAUUUGCCACCAAGACAGGCGGCCAGGUGGAGCUGCGGGACCAGCUGAGAUCGCUCCAGAGGCUCACCCUCCAGAACUCGAACGAGAUCCGCAAUUUUUUGCAUCUCACGGGAGAGUUCUGGCUGACGCCGCUCGAGCCAGACUGGGUGCAGGCGCCGAUGGAGACAGGCAAAGAGUACGGACGGAAGGUGAAGCAGUUGGGCAAGGGGCACGGCCUCGGCCCACCGCACGGUCAGGUAGCGGCGAGCCUGGUCGAGGAGAUCGUGGCGGUGCUCGACUCAGAGGAGCAGAAGCUCGACGCGUCCCUCCUCCACGCGAGGCAGCUCCUGAAAGAGUUCAUGAGCCAGCUCGACGAACCCUGGGGACCAAUCUUCAUCACGGAGGUCUUCUUGCAGUGCAAGAUCCAGGAGGCGUACAACAAGACGGGCGAAGACGUGGAGAUGGACACCAAGCAGUGCAAGGCCAAGCUCAUCUACACGAUCAACACGGCGCCGAGCUUCCGGGCGGCGCUGUACGACCAGAAGCUCGAGCAGGAGCAGUACGACAAGAUCUCGGGCUUCAAGGGGGACAUGUUCAAGCAGGCACUGGGCCACGCGCUGGCGCACCUCGGGGCCACAAAGAGCCGCUCAGGGGGCCCGAAGACGGGCCUGGAGAGGGCCGUGGAGGCGCAGCUCAACAGGCCCGCAGCCCAGCGGCGCCUCCAGCUCGUGGUCGAGCAGCGCUCCCGAGUCACGCCUCAACUCCACGGGGCGCCCUCGUGCCUGGCCACCAUCAUCGCCGCCACCGUGGACGGCGGCGCGCCGCGCCGCACUGUCGCUGCCGUGGCACGCUCCGCCGCGUCGGCCGCCGCCUUCGCGGCGCGGCCGAUUCCGCGGGAGCCUGCCGCCGCGGGCGGCGGAGUGCGCCUUGAAGUGCCUGCCGACGCCGCGCCUCGCGCUUCCUCGGAGGCGCUGCGCGAGCGGCGGCGCAGGCGCCGUCUGAGGCGCGCGGGGCGGCGCGCACUGGAGCGAGGGGAAGCUGCGGCGAUGGCGGAUGCAGUGGUGGCGGAUGGCCCGCCGCCCGCUGCGGCCCCCGCUGCCGCUGGCGGCCCCAACUCGGGCAACGACGGCGGCGACGACGUCGAGUUCGACGACGCCUGGGCGGACGAGGCCGCGCCGAGGAGGCGCAGGCCGCGUCGUGCUGGGGCGCGUGCUGCCGCGGGAGGCCCUACAGGAGCAGGCGGCGUGCCGCUUGCGGAGGCAGGAGCUGUACGUGGUGGCGGCGAUGCUGCGGCGGCGGCGCCUGCGGUGGCUAUGGCCGCGCGGGCGCUGGCGGCGACUGGAGCUGAUGGCGCGGGCGUCGCCCCGCCUUCCGCGGAGGUCGCUGCGCCCGCUGCUGGCGCGCAGGGUGGCCACAUGUUCUCGCCUCAGGUGAAGGCGGAGCUCGUGGCGGCGACGGCGGCGGGCGACAACGGCCGCAUCACCUCCAUCAUCCUCAGGGCCGCCGGCGGCAGCUCGAGGUGA